CAGCCGUGCGGUAGUGUGCGCCUCGCCGUCGCCGUCGUUGCCGCCGCCGCUGCCACGGUCGUCUUAGUCGAAUCGGAAGUCGACUUCCGCAACCGGAGCACGACGACCGUCCCGCCGCCCGUAUAGUAAUUAUUGUGCGCGAGUACAAUCGCCGUGGUCUAUUUAUAGGUAGUAUUAUUGAUAACACGAUAGGUAUUAUUACACCUAUAUCGUAGUUCACUCGUUACGCCGUGUACACCAUCAUGUCCGUUCGUUGGACAAAAUACUCAUCUCUUCUAGGCCAUGCGUACCCGAUGAUAUCAUGAUUGUUCCGUAUAAUACAAUAUUAUAACCUUAUAUACGUGCAAUGCGAUACUAAUAAUAAUAUUAUGCUUGUGAUCACCUGGCCGUCCGUGUCACGUUGAACGCCGAUAACGUAUGUAAUAAGAACAAUAAUUAUAACAACAGCGAUAACGACAAUAAUAUAUACGAUACGAUGCUGGCCGUACGCCGCCACGGUCACGGUGUCCACCGCCGUCCGGUCGGGUACCGUCGUCCGUUGGUAGCUGUAGACGUAACCGCGGUAGUAGUAUCAUCAGCUAUCGGUGGAAUAGUUAAAAUAGCAGCAGCAGGAGGAGGAGGAGGUACUCUGGAUGUACUCUGCUCUGCCACUGAGUUCGGCCCGAUUGCCGGGUGACUUGCGUGUUUACCUGCAGUGACGAUUCGACUGAUUACACAUACCUACACAUACAUACACGCACACUAAAAUCGUCACUCGUGUUGAAGGUCGAGCGUUGAUUGCUCGGCACCACAAAGAAACCAUUCACAUUUGAAAACGCAAACGGGUCAUGAGUUUUGUUUGGUGGAAGGAUUUCCGGAGAAAGAGACCCCCGACGGGCCAGCAGGCGUGGAGAAAAUUUGACUAUUGGCGGCAUGCUACCGUCGACAAUACAGUCCACCAACUGGUGAUGUCCUCAGUGACCACCUAAAGCCCAUCACCAUCCUCUCCUUUCACCCACGCCUUCGCUGGCCAUCGCAUUGAUAUAUCUAACUUCUGUUUGGUCGGAUUGAAUUGAUCCACUGCCACGGGCGCCACAAUGGACUCGCUAAACGUGGCGGAAAACCUAUCCAGCCUCUCGGGCAUGGUGUUCAAAAUCGACCAGAACGAGUUCGGGCUUCUGGUGGACGAGAACGGCACGGGUUUCCUAAACGACACCAACGGGACGAUGGACCCGAACCGAACGUAUUACAUUUUCGAGUCGGUUUACCCUUCAACGUACUCGAUACCGGAAAUAGUUGUCGCUUCCGUCGUGGUAAUCAUGCUCAUGAUCGUCGUCGUCGUGGGCAACAUGCUGGUCAUCAUCGCCAUCGUGACGGAGAAAGCGCUUAAAAACGUGCAGAACUGGUUCAUCGCCAGCCUGGCAGUGGCCGACUUCUUCCUGGGCAUAAUCGUCAUGCCAUUCUCGUUGGCCAACGAGCUGAUGGGCUAUUGGAUAUUCGGCGACUGGUGGUGCGACAUACACGCCGCGCUCGACGUGCUCCUAUGCACCGCGUCCAUCAUGAACUUGUGUCUGAUAGCCCUGGACAGGUACUGGUCCAUCACGCAGGCCGUCGACUAUUUGAAGAAACGCACGCCAGCCCGGGCCAUGGUCAUGAUCGGUUUCGUGUGGAUAUUCAGUGGCGUCAUUUGCAUACCACCUCUGCUCGGCUGGAAGGUCAAGAGGGUGCCCGAACGAUAUCCGAAAUGCCAGCUGAGCGAGGACUUGGGCUACCGGAUAUACUCCGCUCUCGGUUCGUUCUACAUACCGUCGUGCAUCAUGGUGUUCGUGUACAUCCGGAUAUAUUUCGCCGCCAAGGCGCGGGCGCGGCGGGGCAUCCGGAAACCGCCGUCGAAACCGAAGAAAGGGGCGGCCAAGGCAGCGAAAGCGGCGGCCGCGGCCGCGGCUGCCGCGCAGAGCCCGUCCACGGUGUCCCAGACGACCAGCUUCAUCACCCGACCGUCGCCGGCCGGCGUACCGCUGACCGCGUUCCGGUCGCCGCCGGCCACGCCGGUCAACACCACGCUGCCGGUGAUCGCCUGCGACUACGCCAGCGACGCGAGCACCAGCGACGUGAGCAAGGACGGCGACAAGGACACGCUCAAGGUGUUCACCACGCAGGGCAGCCGCCGGCUGACGGUCAACGGAGAUCUGGGCGGCGGCGGCGGCGGCGGCGGUGGCCGGUGCCGGGCGUCCAGCGUGGCCGUGGACACGGACAUGGUCAGCGAGCUGGAGCCGUCGUCGUCCGACUCGGGCAACGUGCAAAAGUGCGGUGCCGUCAAGCCGGUCAAGUCGCGGCUGUGCAAGCCGAUAUUCGGCGUCGGCCGCAAGUCGGCCAAGGCGGCGUCGGCCAAGGCCAAGCGGGACAUACUGGACACGGGCAAGGUGUCCAUGGCGUGCCGCGGCGGCGGCGGCGGCGGCGGUGACGGUCACCAACAGUACGGCGUCUCGAACGCGUCCCACGGCGGGACGCCCGUGGAUCCGGUGCCGUGCCUGCCGCGGCCCAAGCCCCGGGACCCGGAGCGCGAGAAGCGGCGCAUCGCGCGCAAGAAGGAGAAGCGCGCCACCCUCAUUUUGGGCCUCAUCAUGGGCUCGUUCAUCGCCUGUUGGCUUCCGUUCUUCUUCAUGUACAUACUGACGCCUCUGUGUCCGGUGUGCUAUAUACCGCCGCAGGCUUUCGCCAUUGCCUUCUGGCUGGGCUACAUGAACUCGGCCAUCAACCCGGUCAUCUACACGAUAUUCAACAAGGACUUCCGGCGCAGCUUCCGGCGUGUGCUGUUCAAAUGAUGAAAGCUCCGCGCCUCCGACCCGCGCAACCGGAAGAGGUCUCCGCCGCCGCCGCGCCCACACAAUUGGUCUUCGUCCGCCCAGCCAUCCUACGACACGUCGUCCCCCGUCGACUUCUUCUCUUCUUCUACUUGUUCUUCGUAUCCUUCAUAUUCUCGUUCUCGUUCUCUCAUCAUCAACGUCGUUAUUAUUAUAAUUAUUAUUAUUAUUAUUGUUGCCUACUAUUGUUGUUAUAUAACUACUGUUAUCGUCGUUAUUAUUAUUUCUCAUUGUAUAUUUUAUUAUGUACGUACGUGAAAUAUACAGUUUGUCCGCAGAAAACUUAUCUUCCUGUGCCUCCCCCCCCCCCUUCACCGCCAGGCACGUACGGGACCUAAGCGCGCAGUUUGAAUACAAAAAAUGAAUUGUGCACCCGGCGUAAUAAAAUUUUAACUAGCCAUCAAAUAUAUGAAUAGCGAAUCAGUAAACUUUUCUCUAAUUCCACCGUGAGGUUCAAAAAAAUGAUAUAAAAAAAGUAUAUAUAUAUUUUUUUUUUAGUGCCUUUACAUCUACACUCGACAUUGCAACCGCAGGCAGAUUUCGCAACCAAUUCCAAAUGGACACAUGCAGUACUUACAUGCUCAUAAACGGUUAAGCGUGUAAAACGUAGUCGGUAUUCAAUAUUUGGUAUUAUUAGUAACGUGUGUUUAAUCGAAAACUUCAUUUCCUGUCAAAAUCGGAUUACGGCGUGGAAAUCUAUUUAUACCUACAAAAUAUAUUGAUAUAAAAUCAUCAGGAAAAACAUCCACGUUCUUAAACUUAUAUUUUUUUUCCAUAACAUAAAAAAUAUUAAACUGUCUAAAUACGUCUCAAAAUUAAAAACAAAA
Molecule: messenger RNA, 3670 nt
Organism: Myzus persicae (green peach aphid)
Lineage: Eukaryota; Metazoa; Arthropoda; Insecta; Hemiptera; Aphididae
Gene: Octalpha2R
Product: probable G-protein coupled receptor No18
Exons: 3
Coding region: 1077-2804 (575 amino acids)
Biological process (GO): adenylate cyclase-activating adrenergic receptor signaling pathway
Cellular component (GO): membrane
Molecular function (GO): G protein-coupled amine receptor activity
Source: RefSeq, a predicted model, not a curated record